AUGACGAUCUUGACGAAGACGCAUUCAGAAAAGAAGGACAAUUUGGUGAUUCCUUUGGUGGAGAAUGAAGAACAAACGCCAACAACGGUAAGAGUAAAAUCAAUACUGGUUUUCUACGACCUAUGUCUGUUGCUUGGUCAAAGGAAAACCGCGCCUUACAAAAACGUCAACGUCCAAAACUUCCACUUGUCGUUCAAGGAUGGUUUGGCGUUCUGCGCCCUUAUACAUCGUCAUCGUCCAGAUUUGAUCGACUACAGCAAAUUGAGCAAGGACAAUCCUUGGGAGAAUUUGAACACUGCCUUCGACGUGGCCGAGAAGUACUUGGACAUUCCAAGGAUGUUAGAUCCUGACGAUUUGAUUAAUACACCAAAACCCGAUGAGCGUGCCAUCAUGACAUACGUGUCAUGUUACUAUCAUGCCUUCCAGGGCGCUCAACAGGUAUAUUUUUGAAGUGAAAUGACG
Molecule: messenger RNA, 462 nt
Organism: Sitophilus oryzae (rice weevil)
Lineage: Eukaryota; Metazoa; Arthropoda; Insecta; Coleoptera; Curculionidae
Product: alpha-actinin, sarcomeric-like
Exons: 4
Coding region: 1-450 (149 amino acids)
Biological process (GO): muscle cell development; actin cytoskeleton organization
Cellular component (GO): cell junction; cortical actin cytoskeleton; Z disc
Molecular function (GO): actin filament binding
Source: RefSeq, a predicted model, not a curated record